AAGUCACACUUCAACUGGAAGGUGGAUGACGUGAACUACCAUAUUCUGAGGACUGGAUGUUGGCCUUAUAUCAAGUACCACUGCUCCCAGCGACCCUAUCAAGACCUCUCCACUGAUGACAAGUUCUUCCGGGCGUUGAAGGUCUCCCUUGCCUGGCCUAUGGCUUUGGUGCUUCUUUGCUCAUCAGCUUCCAGGAAGACGUGAAGACCCCUGAGGGAACAGUCACCAUAUAUUUUCUCUACGAAGAAGAUCGGGGAGCUAGGCAUUGAUGUCUGAAGGAAGUCACUGGAACGAAGUCAGUAUUAACUUUAUUGUUACUGGACAAGACACAUAAGUAGUCACAAGUAGCAGCAGACACCCAUCAUCAGCACCAUGGCCAAGCUGAUCAACUAUGCCCCAGAGGCGUGGAACCACCUCCACGGGGUGUUCUGUGUGUACAAGCCUGUCGACAUGUCUGUCAGGUUCAUGAGGAAUGUCAUUGUGGGAAACCUUUGUCGGGACCUGAAUGAACUGCAGCCAAGACACGUGCCUCCCAUUGUGGCUAUUGAAGGAAGCAUCAGUGAGGGUCUGGUGGUGAAGGAGAAGGAAAACUUUGCUGCACAUGAACUGGUGUUGGGACCGCACUACCAGCCGAAGGACCUGCGUGUCUCCUGGGCUCAGUACCUCCACAAGGAUGUGUCAGGUGUGUGCAUCAUGGGUGUGAACCGUGGCUGCAAGGGCACCCACCUUGUGCGUGAGAGUCGACUCAUUCGCACGUACAUGGUGUCCGGCAAGUUUGGUUAUGCCACGGACAAUCUCUUUCAUACAGGCAAGGUUGUGGAGAAGUCCAGAUUUGCUCACGUCACAAAAGGCAAGAUUGUCCGAGCCCUGAUGAGCAUUCAGGCAGCUCACCAGCGAGCCUCUAUGGAGUUUCUGGGUCUAGAUAUUCAUUCCCAGGAGGCUUAUGAGGCAUUGUCCUGCACUGGGCUUGUGAGGCCAGAAGAGAAUUCUAGUCCUAUUCUGUAUGCACUCAGUGUUAAGGAGUUCAACCCUCCAGAUUUUACCCUGGAGGUGUCAAGCAUCAACGAGACUGGUGACUACCUCAAAGAACUAAUUCACUCGCUGGGCAUCAAGCUGAAGACCAAUGCAGUGUGUACACAGCUGCGGUGUGUGCGCUACGGACCCUGGACUCUUGGCCACGCUCUCCUCCGCAAGCAUUGGUCACUGGAGCACAUAGUGAACAACAUUGGCCAGUCCUAUCCACUGCUGAACAACAUCACCCCAAAGUCCCCCAGUCUGGCUUCCCUGGAGGAGAAUGAGCACAUGAUGGCAACCCUCACCUUCACUUCAGAAGGCUGAGGGAGUGAUGAAUGUUGUCAUUGGUCUGGUAUCAACUUGACUUCGCAUGCAUUUGUCCUCACUUCACAGCCCCAUCAAGAUGUGCUUCUUCCCUUACACUGAGAGGACAGAGAAAGUAGCUCACCUAAGAAAUUAUAGUCUGUAUUCAACAAAUUCAACAGCAGCUUGAGUUUCCCUGCAGCAACUGAAUCAGCAUCCAGCCUGCCCAGGACACACUCCUUCCAGCAUUUUUCAUCUUCAGUAGUGGAAGGGGGUGUCCUGGGUAGGCUGGAUGCUGCAGAGAGACUCAAGCUGCUGUUGAAUCCAGACCAGUUUUAGCAGUCACUCUUACUGUCCUCUUCAGAGUGUGGGAGGGGCAGGCAUCCAGGCUGGGCCAAUUGCUGUACUUGGAGGCUGUUGAUGUACUACUCCUUUGUCCUCCUCAGUAGUGAGCUAGGGAGGCCAGGACAGGUAGAUCACUGGCUUUGAUGGCACUUCCAUAGCAGACUUCUCUGCAAGAAAUGGGAAGUCAUAGACUUACAAUAAUCUUUAAUAAAUUUUGUGCAUACGAAAUCAAAGGUAAAAAGAAGAUACUUAAAAAUUUUAUAAGGGGAAUCUUGUACAUACCAAAUCAAAGAUAAAAAAGAUGAUUCAUAUAUGAACUACUUUAUAAUAAUGAUAUACCUUCUGUAUCACAGUAAUUGUUGCUUCAUUAUCAAAAGUAUUGAAGCUUCAGUAGCAGAUCAAGAAUUCAGAGAAAAAAGCCCUUAUGUUUGUUCCUUGGUUGUUCACUUGAUUUGCCUUCUUAAACUUGUCACUUUUCCUUAACAUUGUGUCAAGGGAGUUCUGGAUGAUAUUUUUAAUAAAAAAAGGGUCCUUAUGUCAUAAAUAUGUAUAAUAAAUUGUAUACAGCUUCUAAUUUCCUAGCUGUGACAAAGAACUGCAUCAGGCAGGUUAGGCCAACUACCAGUAUGAAUUUUUUUCAUUAUGCUUGAACACAAACAAUAAUAUCAGCAAUCUGAUUUGGACUAGUUUCCUGUAUGCAGUUCUGUGAUUUGAGGUAGUACAAGAGAAUAAAUAAGUUGUUACCAGAGCAACACCACAUAUUGCUCCCUCAACCAUCUGGUCAUACCGAAGGUGACUACUGGCUGUGUGUGCUGUGAGGCAUAGACAGCCAACAUGCACUUGUUUGUUUGAGUAGCAUACCACUCUAAAAUUGGAGUGAUAAGUAUUUUGGCCACAUGAGCAGAUAGCAAUGACUCCUGUGGCUGCUAUUGAGGGACAGGUUUGUGGGGACCUGUAGCAUGGCACUAUCUUCAACACAGCGAGAAUAUUUCAAACUAUGAUAACUAUCUAAAAAAAAUUAAAAAAAUUAUUAGAAAACAUGCUGAUGUAAACUAAAAAAAAUUAAAAAAAUUAUUAGAAAACAUGCUGAUGUAAACUGAAUUGCCAGAGAUGCCUUUCAUUUUUCAUAUUUUAGUUCCUAUGGAAUGAGUGUAAGUGACUUUUGUAUCUGUAUAUAUAAACUGACCACGUGCUA
Molecule: messenger RNA, 2857 nt
Organism: Portunus trituberculatus (swimming crab)
Lineage: Eukaryota; Metazoa; Arthropoda; Malacostraca; Decapoda; Portunidae
Product: mitochondrial mRNA pseudouridine synthase Trub2-like
Exons: 9
Coding region: 373-1338 (321 amino acids)
Biological process (GO): RNA processing; pseudouridine synthesis
Molecular function (GO): RNA binding; pseudouridine synthase activity
Source: RefSeq, a predicted model, not a curated record